CCAUUGCACCUGCUCCUCCCAUCCUGCCUUAUUAUCCUCAUGUUCUCUCCAAGUGAUGCUUCUCAGCUACGGGAGGGAGCGGUGCGCACGACCGAUUUCUUGGGAUUAUUUUCGUCCCGUGAGAGGCUCGCUAUCGACGGACAAAGGCUUCUGGACAUGUGGGCUUCUCGUCAGAGUCAGCUGGAAGUGGACAGGACGACUGGGAACACAUUGUGAGAGGGAAGCAGAGUGACUUCGAGGUAACAAGACCCCCGGGAGAGUGGAGAUCGGCGGAUGUUGGAAUCUCAACAUGACACAUAAAGAACGAGUAUCAACAUGAUCUUUGGAUAAUAAUAAAAAAAAAAGAAAGAAGAGAGAGAGAGAGAGGGUCGCAAUCGGCAGUUUGCAAUGAAGUGAGUGGAAGAGGAGCGCACGUUCGGUAACUUCGCCAUGAAAUCAGUGUUCUUCAGCCGAUUCUUCAUCCUGCUGCCUUGGGUCCUAAUAGUCAUCAUCAUGAUCGAUAUGGACAGCAAAAGAACGAGCUGGACUCCGAUCGAUGUUCCGCGCGGCAAGCUCGGUGGCUCCAAGAACCAUUCUGUCCUGCCGGUCAUUUACGCCAUAACUCCCACUUACACGCGACCGGUGCAGAAAGCCGAGCUGACCCGAUUGGCCCACGCGUUCCGUCAGGUUCCCCAAUUCCACUGGAUUGUGGUGGAGGAUUCCACGGUGCGCACGGAUCUGGUGAGCCGCUUCUUGGCUCACUGCGGUGUGCCUUAUACGCACUUGCACGUCUUCACACCGCGCAGGUUCAAGCGCGCCGGUAUGCCCCGUGCAACCGAGCAGAGAAAUUUGGCCCUGGGGUGGCUCCGGCAACACCGGACACGCCGGGACGCAGGGGUGGUCUUCUUUGCGGACGACGACAACACUUACAGCCUGGAGCUGUUUCAAGAGAUGCGGAACACUCGACGUGUAUCUGUGUGGCCAGUGGCGUUUGUAGGUGCCAGAACAUAUGAGCGCCCAAUAGUGGCAGGGGGCAGAGUUGUGGGCUGGUACACUGGCUGGAGACCAGAUCGUACCUUUGCCACCGACAUGGCAGGUUUUGCUGUGAACCUCCAAGUCAUCCUGGCCAAUCCAAGGGCGCAGUUCAAGAGGCGCGGCAGCCAGCCCGGAAUGCAGGAGACCGACUUCCUCAAGCAGAUCACCAAGGUGGCGGAGUUAGAACCCAAGGCCAACAACUGUACUCGGGUGCUGGUUUGGCAUACACGCACUGAGAAGCCACACCUUGGAAAUGAGUCUAAACAUCCUAAGGACACUGUGGUCAUCGAGGUGUGACCUACAAAGAGAAGAGUAUUUUAAAACAAAAAGGCAUUCGGGAUUCCCAUCAUAUCGGAGCUGGAACUCGCUGGUUGCAUACAGCUCGCUUUCUUUGGUGAAUAACGACAUAACACGGAGGAAGUGAAUCAGUCAGGACAUGUCAACAGGAACAGUGAGAGCUACUCUAUCUAUUUUCAACACCUGAAGGAUGCUUCGGAGCUGACAGCGAGAGAGUGUAGUCAAUCCCAGCUGACCUUGGUCCCGGACUGCCCAGCUAUCAAUUAGAGAGCCGCAAUGGAAAUUCUGCAGCGUUAACCUCUACACCACCCAUGACCCCAAAAAGAUAACUGUAUAUUUCAUCCAUCCAUGGUGGUUUAAAAAAGAAAACAUUGUGUUCAAGUGUGAUUAUUUUUGAAAGCAUUACUGUUGGUGUACUGUUGCUAAACAAUCAAGAUUUGUGGUCUGUGUAAAGGUACUGGCCAACAUUGUUUGACGUAGUGACUGGAACAUUUCUCAGUGAUACUGAUAAUGAAAAUUUGGGAAGUGCAUGACUUCACUUUGUUUGAUAAUUGUGUCUUUCUUUAACUGUAUCGACAUAGAGAGAAAACAAGUUCAAGAUUUGGGUCAAGCAGAGUGCAGUUUGCCAUAAAGCAAUCGUUAUUUGAUUGUAUCUGGAAGCAAUUAAGGCGAGUUGGAUUUAGUUCUAAAGAAGGAACCACCAAGCGAUAAGGAUCGGAAUAAAAUCCAUAUCAAAUGUUCCAGGAAAUAUUAUUUUGCUGAAUGUAAGUAGGACUUUGAACAAUCCGAGAAAUAUUGUCAUCCAAGAAGACCUUGUCAAAUGCUUGUCCAUAAUCUAAGAGGGAGAACUCCAGUGCUUUGCCUUCUUCUCAAAUUCCUACUUUCUUGUGAAGUUUCCAGAUUUUAAUGUUCAGAUCAUAAAACAGUACAAGACAAAGAUUUGUUUUAAUUCAACAACAUGGGGACCCAAGCGCAUGAAGGGCAGUUUUAAGGAUGGGAUACAAGUCCAGAAUUUAACGAGGCCAUUCCUAUUAUUUUUCUUUCUUUCUUAUUUUUAAAGCAUUUAAGGUUGCAAGUAUGUUAUGGAUUGUAUUCCUGCAGCAGAAUCCAAAGCUGGAGGUCAGAAAAUGAAGGCUGAACAUUCUCCCUGAAGAUUUUUUGAUAAAGGACAGAAUUCGACCUUAAGUGAGGUGCGGGAGGUUUGCAGCAUUUUAGAUGUGGCCUUGGGUUCCUUUGUGACCUCCUAAAUGAGU
Molecule: messenger RNA, 2564 nt
Organism: Syngnathus acus (greater pipefish)
Lineage: Eukaryota; Metazoa; Chordata; Actinopteri; Syngnathiformes; Syngnathidae
Gene: b3gat2
Product: beta-1,3-glucuronyltransferase 2 (glucuronosyltransferase S)
Exons: 4
Coding region: 430-1311 (293 amino acids)
Biological process (GO): chondroitin sulfate proteoglycan biosynthetic process; carbohydrate metabolic process
Cellular component (GO): Golgi membrane
Molecular function (GO): galactosylgalactosylxylosylprotein 3-beta-glucuronosyltransferase activity
Source: RefSeq, a predicted model, not a curated record